GCUACUUGAGGGUCCUGCCUCGCUUGCCGUAGGAAACACGGAAAAACUGCGGGCAUGGUGUUGGUCGGUUAGCAUGCUAGCCGUUUUAGGCUGUUUAUUAUCAUGACAAAAUGUUCAGUAACACGCUUUAUUUUGUAUGUUGAUGAGGGAGAAUGUGGCGGGCAUGUGGCUAAAUAAUGGGGAGCGUUUUUGGGAGAACGAGUAGACCUUCUCGUGUAACGGAGCAGGACAAAGCAAUUUUGCAAUUGAAGCAGCAGAGAGAUCAGCUGAAGCAGUACCAAAAGAGAAUCACCCUACAACUGGAGAAAAAAGCACUGCUGCUGCUUAAGAAAAAACGAUAUCAGGAUCAGCUAUUAGACAAGACUGAAAAUCAGAUUUCAAACCUAGAGCACAUGGUUCAAGACCUUGAGUUCAUGCAAAUUGAGAUGAAAGUCGUUGAGGGGCUUAAGGUUGGCAAUGACUGUCUGAGGAAUAUGCACGAGAUCAUGUCAGUAGAAGAUGUGGAGAGAAUCCUGGACGAGACCCAGGAAUCAGUUGAAUAUCAGAGGAAAAUAGAUGAAAUGCUUGCUGGAGCCCUGACGCAGGAGGACGAGGUUGCUGUUUUAGCAGAGUUGGAAGCUAUCACUCAGGGAGAAGAUGUAGCACUUCCAGAAAUCCCCAGUGAGCCAUUGCCAGAAUUCCCAGAGGCAGCUAAAGCUGCACCAGAGAGGAGAGAGUCAAAGAGCAAGCCAGACAGAGAGAUGUUGGCAGCCUAACAGAAUGAAUUUGAGGCCGAUUUUCAACACUGAGCUCCAGAUACAUGGUUGUAUGUGUACUGGUGGGCAUCCUGUUUAUUUUAGUAUUUCUUUAAUUGUUAGUAGGUGAAAGUGGGAACUGCAGACAUCAUUAUUAUCACAUUUUACAGGAUCAGCACUGUGUCUGAUGUGAUGCUUUGCUCCCCUGAGGUGUCUUCAUAAAGCAAGGGAAAUGUUCUGUCUGUCUUGGGUUUCUCAAAGCAAUGGCACACUGUAACUUCAGUGGUUAAGGCAUUACAGAAUGACAGAAAUAAUUUUUAAAUGUUUUACACAUUAAAUUAAGUGGUUUUACAUAUUAAAUUGAGCUGUGGCAACA
Messenger RNA from Monopterus albus (swamp eel), 1110 nucleotides. RefSeq names its product charged multivesicular body protein 6-like. NCBI's taxonomy places the organism in Eukaryota, Metazoa, Chordata, Actinopteri, Synbranchiformes, Synbranchidae. The transcript is spliced from 8 exons. Gene Ontology annotation, cellular component: ESCRT III complex; multivesicular body. The record is from RefSeq and is a predicted model, not a curated record. Bases 177 to 755 code for a protein of 192 amino acids. Gene Ontology annotation, biological process: vesicle budding from membrane; late endosome to vacuole transport via multivesicular body sorting pathway.